AUGUUGUUUCCUAUCUUCACCACCUGCGGGGAGGCCCUUCAGAAAGUCCAGCACCUAGUUGCAGAGGGAGGGGCUGAGAUCCAGAGCCUCGAACUUGAUGAUGGGCUUGGAGGAUACUAUGGAAUGGACCAACCUCUGUUUCUCCUCCUUGUUUUCUCAGGGCUGUCCAUCCUCCCCUCAUGCCUCCUUCAUCAGUUCCACUUUGUGAACAUGACUAAGUCCUGGACUGAAGCUCAGACAGUCUGCAGACAGAACUACACUGACCUGGCCACCAUAGAUGAGGACAUGACAGAUAUGAAGAAGCUCAAUAACACAACUUGGAGUGAAGCUCAGAGCUAUUGUCGGGGGAAACACACAGACCUGGCCAGUGUGAGGAACACAACAGAGAUGGAGGCCAUAAAGACUAUCUUACUAAAAUCUGACAACAAUCAACCAGUGUGGAUUGGCCUGAAUAAAUCUCUUGGAGUCUGGUCUGACCAGAGUGGCUCCUCCUACAGGAACUGGGACUUUGGCGAGCCAAAUGGGGCAGGUAGGGGAAGUGAGGGAGGAGACUUCUGUGGAGAAGUAAAACAAUUUGGAAAGUGGAACGAUAAAGGAUGUACUCAGACAAUUCCCUUUAUUUGCUACGAUGAUGAACUGGUCCUGGUCUCAGAGAACAAGACGUGGUCAGAAGCCCUGUGGCACUGCAGAGAUCAUGACAUGGAGCUGGUGUCUGCCCACAACCAGAACAUCCAGCACUGGGUCCAACAGAGAGCCAAGAAGGCCUCCACUCCCUUCGUCUGGCUGGGCCUGAGGUACACCUGCACCCUGGACUUCUGGUUCUGGGUCAACGGAGAAGAGUCCUGCUACCACAACUGGGCCGGCGGGGAGGGCUACGACACCAUUAAGGAGCAGUGUGGGAACACGGGGGCCAUACAGAGAGACGGGGGACAGUGGGUCGGCAAGUCUGAGACUGAGAGAUUCAACUUCAUCUGCAGCAACAGUACUGGUGAGAUUUGA
Messenger RNA from Salvelinus fontinalis (brook trout), 999 nucleotides. Its product is annotated as macrophage mannose receptor 1-like. Bases 1 to 999 code for a protein of 332 amino acids. The record is from RefSeq and is a predicted model, not a curated record. Lineage: Eukaryota; Metazoa; Chordata; Actinopteri; Salmoniformes; Salmonidae. The transcript has 5 exons.